CGACCUGGAAUUAAACUCACUUCUGGUCAAGAUCUUGGACGAUUGUACUAACCGACCCCCUACCUCUGGGCAGAAGCCUUGAACCCAUAUCAGCCGAACAAGGGUCUUUCCCCUUCUCCCUGAAGCUUUCAGGUAGUAAUCCACUUCCCUCCCAUCUUCCCCCAAGGAAGUUCUCUCUAUUUGAGAACUGAAGGCAGAUUACUCUGCGGCAGCGGCAGCGUUGUAUGUGUGCGUUGGGGAGUUGAGGGUGUUGACGAGCGCAGUGCUCACUAGCUCACUAGUCGGGACAGCCUGGAGACCGCGUCACGUCCUCCCUAGGUGAAUCAACUUGCACAGGUCGGGGUUUCCCCGGUCCCUCCCUAGGCAAACACGAAACUAAUCCGGCACCCUGCCCCACAGACCGAGAGCGCCGACUCGGUUCAGCUUUGGUAGUGUUUAUCGUUUGCGUGCCAGUGAGAAUCUGCCCUCUCCCUCGGAAACACCGUCACUAGUGGGCAAAGAGUGGGGCAGAGAGAGAUCGGUCCUUUCUUCCCACCCUCACUCGGCCUGCGCGGGGAACCCCUGCGGUCUAAGGAAGCUUUGCGAGGGCCGGAUGCGGCCACGUGUGUAGGAAGUAGCUGGGAAGGUGCUGGCUUUUGCGGGGCAUGCCAAGAAAUGGCAUAUCGCCCCAUUCCUUGCACACUGGGAGGGCGACUGCGGAUCCGGGCUGCAGGGACGGUGCAAAUUAGCGGAGACAAAUGAGAGGCUGAACCAACACCUAGCUCCACUAGCUCCGCCCCUCAAUUAUCUUGCAGUGCAGGGGGCGUGGUCCUAGAGAGGGCGGGCCCGCGCACGCGCUGUGUCUGAGUUUUGGGGUUCCGGAAAUGUGACUCUGAGAAAUGAGAUGGAGAAGUACGAGCGGAUCCGAGUGGUGGGCAGAGGUGCCUUCGGGAUUGUUCACCUGUGCCUUCGCAAGGCUGACCAGAAGCUGGUGAUCAUCAAGCAGAUCCCAGUGGAGCAGAUGACCAAGGAAGAGAGGCAGGCAGCCCAGAAUGAGUGCCAGGUCCUCAAGCUGCUCAACCACCCCAAUGUCAUUGAGUACUACGAGAACUUCCUGGAGGACAAGGCUCUCAUGAUCGCCAUGGAAUAUGCACCAGGUGGCACCCUGGCUGAGUUCAUCCAGAAGCGCUGUAAUUCCCUGCUGGAGGAGGAGACCAUCCUGCACUUCUUUGUGCAGAUCCUGCUGGCGCUGCAUCACGUGCACACCCACCUCAUCCUGCACCGGGACCUCAAGACCCAAAACAUCCUUCUAGACAAACACCGCAUGGUCGUCAAGAUUGGUGACUUCGGCAUCUCCAAGAUCCUUAGCAGCAAGAGCAAGGCCUACACGGUGGUGGGUACUCCAUGCUACAUUUCCCCUGAACUGUGUGAGGGCAAGCCCUACAACCAGAAGAGUGACAUCUGGGCCCUGGGCUGUGUCCUAUAUGAGCUGGCCAGCCUCAAGAGGGCCUUUGAGGCUGCGAACCUGCCAGCGCUGGUGCUGAAGAUCAUGAGCGGCACCUUUGCGCCCAUCUCUGACCGGUACAGCCCUGAGCUGCGCCAGCUGGUUCUGAGUCUUCUCAGCCUGGAGCCUGCACAGCGGCCACCGCUCAGCCACAUCAUGGCGCAGCCCCUCUGCAUCCGGGCGCUCCUCAACCUCCACACCGACCUGGGCAGCGUCCGCAUGCGGAGGGCAGAGAAGCCCCUGGCCACCGGGCCACCCAUGGCCCCCGGCAGCACAGGGGGCAGGACCACCAGUGGCCGUUGCAGAGGUGUUCCCCGGGGACCUGCCCGGCCGGCCAUUCCGCCGCCCCUGUCAUCGGUGUACGUGUGGGGUGGCGGGCUCAGUGUGCCGCUGCGGCUGCCAAUGCUCAACACAGAGGUGGUCCAGGUGGCAGCGGGGCGCACGCAGAAGGCUGGCGUCACGCGCUCUGGGCGCCUCAUACUUUGGGAGGCCCCGCCCCUAGGCGCUGGAGGGGGUCCCCUCCUCCCUGGGGCGGUGGAGCAGCAGCAGCCCCAGUUCAUCUCCCGUUUCCUGGAGGGCCAGUCGGGUGUGACUAUCAAGCAUGUGGCCUGUGGGGACCUCUUCACGGCCUGCCUGACUGACCGAGGCAUCAUCAUGACCUUUGGCAGUGGCAGCAAUGGGUGCCUAGGCCAUGGCAGCCUCAAUGACAUCAGCCAGCCCACCAUUGUGGAGGCCCUGCUGGGCUAUGAGAUGGUGCAGGUGGCCUGUGGGGCGUCUCAUGUGCUGGCCUUGUCCACUGAGCGAGAACUAUUUGCCUGGGGCCGCGGAGAUGGUGGCCGGCUGGGACUAGGCAACAGGGAGUCCCACAGCUGCCCCCAGCAGGUACCCAUGCCCCCAGGACAGGAAGCCCAGCGGGUUGUAUGUGGCAUUGACUCCUCCAUGAUCCUCACUGUGUCUGGCCAAGCCCUGGCCUGUGGGAGCAACAGGUUCAACAAGCUGGGCCUGGACCAUCUCUCCCUAGGGGAGGAGCCUGCCCCACACCAGCAAGUGGAGGAGGCCCUGAGCUUCACACCACUAGGUUCUGCACCCCUGGACCGCGAGCCCCUGCUGAGCGUGGACCUGGGCACUGCUCAUUCAGCUGCUGUAACUGCCUCUGGUGACUGCUAUACCUUCGGCAGCAAUCAGCAUGGGCAGCUGGGUACCAUCGCUCGCCGGGUCAGCCGGGUACCUUGUCAAGUCCAAGGCCUCCAGGGAAUCAAGAUAGCAAUGGUGGCCUGUGGGGAUGCCUUCACUGUGGCCAUUGGGGCAGAAAGUGAAGUGUACUCUUGGGGCAAAGGGGCCCGAGGUCGACUGGGAAGGAGGGAUGAGGAUGCUGGACUCCCUAGGCCAGUGCAGCUGGAUGAGAUGCACCCCUACACAGUGACUUCUGUGUCCUGUUGCCAUGGAAACACUCUCCUGGCUAUCCGCCCGGUCACAGAUGAGCCAGUCCCCCCUUGAGGCACCUGGAUACACCUCUGGACGACCCCGAUAUUGCUUCUCCUGUAAAUGUUCUUGAAAAGUGCCUCAGGCAUGACCAGCCCCCUGGAUUGUAUCAUCAAUGGGGUAUAAGAACCAGUAAAGCCCCUGCUCUGCCUUUGGCCCUGGAUAUGUAAAACUCAACCCACCCUACUCCCCCAACGUCCCUCUUUCCCCUCCUCACCCCUUCUUAUCUUUAGUCAACGUCCCCAGGGUUCAGCCUGGCUAGAGUUGGAGGCCAGACGUAACUUUUGGAAGCAGGGAGGUCUCCAGAGCCUCUGCAGAAAAAGGCUGGAGGUAGCUGUGGCUCCACCUAGAUGCUGCCCUUUCCCCCAGCCCAGUUUGAAAAUAAGUCGCAGGUGUCUACUGGGAGCGCAGCUCAGUGCUUUGGAGUAAGGCAAGCUGGGGCCUGCCUGUUCUGGCCAUUCCAGAGGCCUAGCCCCUGCAUUGCCUGGGGCAGGGAGGUCCGGGAGUGCUACCACCUGCCCCCACUCCUAUAUCCUGAGGCAGGGGUUUACACAAUCUGAGUGCCUCCCUUCCCCUGGGGGAGUGCAUGGGCUGCAGUAUACCGCAGAGGACAUCCCUGCUGAAGGUUGCCCUUCACCCCAUGCCAUUCCCCCAAAGCACGUUGGGAGAAAGGGUAGCUGGCUGGACCAGACUAGUUU
Molecule: messenger RNA, 3663 nt
Organism: Globicephala melas (long-finned pilot whale)
Lineage: Eukaryota; Metazoa; Chordata; Mammalia; Artiodactyla; Delphinidae
Gene: NEK8
Product: NIMA related kinase 8
Biological process (GO): animal organ morphogenesis; protein phosphorylation
Cellular component (GO): cilium
Molecular function (GO): protein kinase activity; ATP binding
Source: RefSeq, a predicted model, not a curated record